This is a messenger RNA of Blumeria graminis f. sp. triticale, 396 nucleotides long. NCBI's taxonomy places the organism in Eukaryota, Fungi, Ascomycota, Leotiomycetes, Helotiales, Erysiphaceae. The record is from the annotation of a GenBank genome assembly.
AUGAGACCAUCAUUAAUUCGAAGCGCAACUCAAGCGUUUAAAGCUUCUGAGUCGCAUGUCCUGAAGAAAGGCGCAAAAAAAGAUCCUGAGCUCUGGGUUCUCCUUGGGGUUAUGUCCGGCGCUUUUGGACUUGCCGGCUACUACUUUGGCCGGAAACCAACAUCCUCAACUUCUGAAACCAAAAUUGCGAUAGCUGAUGGAAGCAUGCCUUGGCAGAUGGAAGCUGGUAGCGGCAACACGCAGGCAGAUUUUAAGUACAGAUAUCAUCCAGGCGCAGAUCCUAGAAAUCCACCAGAAGACGCUCCAAGCGCUCUUAACGUGGUUGUCGUUCCCAAUGUGACUCUUCCCAAGGAAUUACAUGACAAAUUCAAUAAAUGGGGAAAAGAUGGUUACUAA